AAUUUGUCACAUAAACGUCACCCGCGAGUCGAUCGUCGACGAUUUCUCAGCACGUCGAAAAAUAUAUAUUUUUUCUUUAAAUUAAAAUUGUUAUGUACAAAUACUAAUAACAAAAAUGAGGAUCACUAAUGUGAGACGGGGUCGGAUUAUCCGUAUGGGAGCAGCAUGCGCGAUCCUAUUAGUUUUAUUGUUCGCCCUUCACAAAUGGUCGGAAGAGAACGUAGCUUUAGAAUCCGGCGGCGUUGCAUUAAGUUUGGACUCCGAAGCUUCUUUUGUGUCCCACCGUGAUGUUUACCCGGUUUUAAAAACAGAGUUGGGUAACUUUGAGCCCCGGGAUUUAAGGACUGUAAAAGGCCCUGGUGAGGAAGGGAAGCCUUACCACAUGCCACAAGACAGGGCCAAUGAUAUAGCAGAGUCUGAAAGUGAAUACGGCAUGAACAUUGCCGCUUCUAAUGACAUCGCUAUGAACAGGUCCAUACCCGACACUCGGUUAGAAGAGUGCAAGUUCUGGCAUUACCCAGUGGAACUACCAAGCACGUCUGUCAUCAUAGUCUUCCACAACGAAGGGUUUUCUGUACUCAUGAGAACUGUGCAUUCCGUCAUCGACCGGUCGCCACCCAAUGUGCUGCACGAAAUUGUUUUGGUAGACGAUUUCUCAGACAAAGAGAACUUAAAGUCAAACCUAGACAACUACAUCAAAAGAUGGAAGGGGAAAGUUCGUCUGAUAAGGAAUCAUCAACGCGAAGGUCUCAUUCGGACUCGGUCGAGGGGAGCGCAAGAGGCGACUGGUGACGUCAUAGUUUUCCUUGACGCUCAUUGCGAAGUGAACAUUAACUGGCUACCUCCCCUUCUAGCCCCCAUUUACAGGGACUAUAGAAUCAUGACCGUACCAGUUAUAGAUGGCGUAGACCACAGAACGUUUGAAUAUAGGCCUGUGUACCAACACGGUAUGAACUACAGAGGUAUCUUCGAAUGGGGCAUGCUUUACAAAGAAAAUGAAGUACCUGAUAGAGAAGCAAAUCUUCACAAACACAAAUCCGAGCCUUAUAAGAGUCCAACACACGCAGGUGGUCUUUUCGCCAUAAAUAGGAGAUAUUUCCUCGAAAUCGGGGCUUACGAUCCUGGUCUACUUGUGUGGGGAGGCGAAAACUUUGAGCUGAGCUUCAAAAUCUGGCAGUGUGGUGGUAGUAUUGAAUGGGUCCCAUGUUCUAGAGUAGGGCAUGUGUACCGCGCGUUCAUGCCUUACUCGUUUGGAAACCUUGCGAAGAACAGAAAAGGUUCUCUUAUUACAAUAAACUAUAAGAGAGUUAUAGAAACCUGGUUUGAUGAGGAGCAUAAGGAGUACUUCUAUACUAGGGAACCUAUGGCUCGUUUCUUAGACAUGGGAGAUAUAAGCGAACAGCUGGCUUUAAAGGAACGGUUGAAGUGUAAGAGUUUCGGCUGGUUUAUGCAGAAUGUCGCUUAUGACGUAUAUGACAAGUUCCCGAAAUUACCCAAGAAUAUACAUUGGGGUAUGGUGUGGAACAAGGCGACUAGUGUUUGUCUUGACACUAUGGGCAAAGGAGCUCCAGCUUAUAUAGGCACGGCCUCAUGUCACGGGUCUAGUAACAGCCAACUAUUCAGGCUGAAUGAGGCCGGUCAGCUUGGCGUUGGAGAGCGCUGUGUAGAAGCUGAUGUGGACAGUGUGAAACAGGCCUUCUGCAGGCUUGGCACUGUUGAUGGACCUUGGAGUUACGACGAGGCCCGUCACCAUCUCAUCCAUCGCUUACACGGUUACUGUUUAACCCUUCAGCCGCACUCCCGGCAACUUGGUUUAGCACCCUGCGAUCCCAACAACACAUACCAACAGUGGACCAUUAAACAGUCCAAGCCGAACUGGUGAGACUAACUUAGGUACUAAGCUUCGAUUUAGUUCAAUUUCGUUAAGGACCGAUGUGACGUGUCUGAAUCGUUUGAAGGGGAAAGUGGGGGGAUUGUGUGUGGGGUGUUUUUAAUGAAAGAAAUUGGUUUAUAUAGUUUUUUUUUUUUCUGUGAAAUGAUAGAUGUGUAUUGGAAAAGAAAAUUGAGUUAUAUUAUGCCAUUGUCAGUUUUUUGCAUGAUUUAAUAUUUUAUCUUAGUGUAGAAAUUAAGUAAAGUUCUUAUGUUUACCUCUUGAUUGCAAUAUUUCUUAAGAAAACCAGGAAAAUCUUUACUGAUCUAGUAUUGGUUGUAAUUGUUUAGUAGCGAAGUUAAAGAAAGCUUUUUUAAUUUUCACUACAUGUCUAUCAUUUCACAUAUGUAUAUAUGCAGUAUGUAGUAAUUACAAAUUUGCCCACUAUCCCCUGUAUCCAAAAUGCGAUAAACUUUAGAGUGUCUACUUGGAAAUUCGUGUUGUGUCACUUAUUAUGUUUAAGUAUCCGAACUUUUUAAUGUUUAAAACUUAAUAUUUUGGUUUUUGUAUUGUAGUAUUUCUACUACGGUAUAAUCGGAUUCGUUAUUAACAGUGUAUUUGUAUAAUUGGGCAUUGUAACUAUGGGCUUCCAAAUUCAUUGAUCAGAGGGUUAGAAGUCUUCCUAGCCAUAAUAAAUUUCUUAUGAUUCUAUCAAUCAUAUUAAUCAUGUCCUAAAUUACUUCAAUUCAUAGUAGGUAUGACAACUUCGCUUGCGCGCAUACUUUUACCAAAAAUACUACAUUAUGUAGACUUAUUAUACGACCAUGGAGGCUUUGCUAUAUUGGAAUUCAAGGCAACACUAAGCUUAUGCAAUCAUAGACAAUUCAAGUGUAACACUUCUCUAUGGUUGUAUAAGCUUAACACGAGUAAACAGUGUGCUAAGAUUCCGAUUCUCCUCUAAUAGGAGUUAAGUAGCUGUCUUCUCAUAAUAAAACCAUUUUAGUUUUCGAAAUGUUAUGUCUCGAAAUGGCUUUGUACAUAGAUUCAAUAAGGUGCGAAAGCUAGUAUGCGCAAAGCGAACCAAAGAAAGACUUUCUAAAAAUUGGUUGCCUGUAAAGUCGGUAUACGGGCGAAAGUUUUACGUGACAACGAAUUUGAGUCUCUCUCGCUCUUAGGCGGGCUAACUGUGCUCGAGUGGAAGGGACGCGUGCCUUUCACUUUUUAUGUCUGUCUCUCUCGCUCUUAGGCGGGCUAACCAUGCCCGAGUGGAAGGGACGCGUGCCUCUCACUCGCUCUCAUUGUGAGCGCAUAACGUGAGCGGAGCGUAACGCAGUUUCUUGAAGUGUCACCCGGCAAACCAAUUUAUAAGACGUUGUCACGUCAAACUUCUGUACCUAUUUCCUAAAAUCGAUUCAGUGACGUCACAAUCCGCGUUCUAACAAAUUAUGCCAUUACACGUAAGACAAUGUCGCCCAAUGUGGUUCAAUUGUUUAGCAAUGCUAGUAAUAUUCGAUAUGCGUAAAUUUUGUACGAUUCACACUAACACGGGAAAUAAAAAUAAAUAAUCCAGAUACGCUACAUGUAUAAUCUGAAUUUUCUGGGUAUAUAUGUAUGUGAAUAAUUUUCAUAAAAUAUAAUAAAGACUGAUUUCCCGAGCAUGUUCGAUUUGUCACGCCAUGCAAUAAAAAAAUGUAAUAUUGUUGUCUAUGCAUCUUCUUAAUGGUCACACAUUUAUUGUUUUUUUUUUUUAUGUACUUAACAAUAGUUAAACAUUCCUGUUAAAAUAAAUAUGUAAAAACUUUUUCGAAGAUUUUGGUCAAAUGCUCAAUUUAGGACAGGUAAAUAUCAUAAUUACCUACUUCAAAAAUAAACCUUACAUGCCUUUUGAUAAAUAACAUUAGUAUAGGUAACCGAAAAUGAAUCAUUGAUACAGUACUAACGUAUUAUGUUGCUAGGUAAAUAAAUAAUUAUAAAGACUUAUCUGUCUCGAGUUAAAAUCUAAGAACUCCCGUUUACCUAUGUAUUAAUAAAAAGCUAUACGCUCUCCAGGCAUUUAAUACAGAAUCUCGAAUUCUAUGACAAAAACCUAGAAUAUAUAAAUAAUAACAGCGAUAAUCACAGUCCAAUUUUCAGCCAAUUUCUGUAUGAAUCAUACCGUAGGUACCGGUUGUACAGAGGUAGUUUAGGCUAGGUUCAGAUGACAAUCCCACAACGCGCGUUUACAACUACAUACAUUUUAUAACGCCUAACCCACGUUAGCAUGUGUACAGCCUGAAUAAAAUGUAUGUAAUAGUGAUUUUACAACUUGUGCGCUUGUCAUCUGAAAGCAGCCUUAAUGUCUGUCAACAUAGACGUCCGUUUUUCUUAAAAACAAUUGCAGACUUUUAAAAUUGAAUGUGAACAUUAGAAGUUUUAAGAAAACUGAGGUUUAUGUAAAUGUUGUCGGUGAACUCGGGCCUCAGUACUAAUCUGUCGCAAAAACAACAAAAGUUUAUAUUAUAUUAUAUGAUUAGCGUUAUAUAUUUUCUCAAAGCAUUCAUAUAUUUGUUUGUGUUAUUGGACGAAGUCGGUAACUCUUUGAAGUAAGCGAUUUGGCUGGCAAAUAAGAAUGCAACAAAAUGCACAAUACGAAAUUAUCAUAAAUAUACAUAAUAAUAUUAAUCUGUAAACCUUUUAUUGUAAAAAAAAGUAUAUUUUUUCACUAAACAUAAGUUUUACUUACUAUAUAAGGCCUUCAUGUACUUAGAUCAUUUCAAAUAUGAAAACACUGCAUUUAGUUACUCAUUAACUAUGCUUUUUUUCAUAUCUUCUAUUCAGUUAUAAAUGUGAAUGUGGUUGUUCUAAUUCAUGCUUUAAUAGCUGAAUGAAAUUAAUUGAUAUUUGGAACACGUAGAUGCGAGUAGUUCACCCGGGACACAGGUGAAACCACGGAAUGAAGGUAGUCCUAUAUAUUUUCUUAUGCUCUUAGAAUAAGUUUAAUAAAAGAGAUUAUGAAUUUACUAGUGUCAGGUCAUAUCCAAGAAGCAAUUUCUCUUAUAUCGACUGAUUUUACAUCCCUAAUUUUUAUGGAAAUUAUUAAAAUAUAGAUGAUCUAUGCCAAAAUUUUAAAACAGAACUUCUAAAAAUGUUUGCUAACUAAUAUUUUGAUCUCAACAUUAAAUUCAACUAUAAAACAGAAUUUGAACUAAAAAAUUAUGGGUAUACCAUUUGAGUUGCGCUAUCCUUUUACAAAGCAAAAUGCAAAUUUUGUAGUUAUCAAAUUCAUAACCAUUAUGUAUAUACGGCAUUUUUAUAUGAACUAUCAUUUAUUUUACUAUUUUCAUUUAAACUUGUACAUAGGUUUUUAAAUCGUUCCCAGGAACGCAAUAAGGGUAUAAAAUAAUUAUUUUUCUUUUUAUUUUGGGUAACAUUUAACAGAAUGGUGGACGGUGGUGUUGCCAUGUCAAUGUGUGUAAAGUUUAUACUAAUAUAUUGUGAUUGUAAUGUAUCUUUAAACCCAUUUUUAUGUUCCCGGGACCUUAUGAGAUUUUAACAGUUUGCAAAAUUACUGUGAUUAAACAACUUGACAGUUUUAUAUAUUUUCCAAUGUAGUGUUAAAUAAAUUAUUAUUUAUUGUUAA
Messenger RNA from Helicoverpa armigera (cotton bollworm), 5489 nucleotides. It is a transcript of the gene Pgant7, whose product is annotated as N-acetylgalactosaminyltransferase 7. The coding region runs from base 116 to 1882 and encodes 588 amino acids. Gene Ontology annotation, molecular function: polypeptide N-acetylgalactosaminyltransferase activity. The transcript is spliced from 6 exons. Gene Ontology annotation, biological process: protein O-linked glycosylation. Gene Ontology annotation, cellular component: Golgi apparatus. The record is from RefSeq and is a predicted model, not a curated record. NCBI's taxonomy places the organism in Eukaryota, Metazoa, Arthropoda, Insecta, Lepidoptera, Noctuidae.